CCGCCCCGUAAUCCCGACCCCUGGACAGAGCAAAAGGACGCCACAAACUAUAGGGUUAAGUGUCCGCAAGUGGAGGACCGCUUUGAAUACACGCCCACUGAAGACAUCAUUGAAAGCGAGGACUGUCUGUAUCUCAACAUAUAUACCCCCCCAAACCAAUUUCAAGCUAACCUCCCGGUGCUCGUAUACUUUCACGGAGGCGAGUUUAAGUAUGGUGGUAAAGACUUUUUUAAGCCCGAUAUUAUAUUGGAGGCCGCCAUGGUAGAUAGUCCCGGUGUCAUAAUCAUUACUGUUAACUAUAGACUCGGAGUUUUAGGUUUUAUUAGUACGGAUGACAUUAAUAUACCCGGAAAUAACGGCAUCCGAGAUCAGGUACAGGCGCUCCGAUGGAUCAGUGAGAAUAUCGGCGCUUUUAACGGCAACUCCCAGAACGUGACGAUCAUGGGUCACGACGCCGGUGCCAUAUCCGUGUCCAUGCAUGUGCUCAACCAGGAUGCCUGGCCCUACUUUCAAUCGGCCAUAUCGAUCGGUGGGACGGUGUUCACUCCCUGGGCGUUCAAAGACAACCCCAAAGACCAGGCCAUGAACUUCGCCUCAUUCUUCGGGUGCGACGUCCGGUCGGACCAUAUGCUGGAGUGCCUCAGAAAUAUAGACAGGAAUGCAAUGAUGGGUAAAUCGCGGGACAGGGACUACGACCGCAACGUUCAGCCCUAUUGGUUCAGACCAGUGGUCGACCGAAACCUCACCCAAUCAGCCAUAUUGAAGGACUGGCCGCUCCAGUUGUACCAAAACAACCGAUUCAAGCAGUGCUCGUAUAUGAUUGGCUUCACCAGAGAUGAGGGUUCACUCGAGUACUACCUUCAGAAGGAACGGGCGGACAGUCGACAGACUAAUGAGGAAAAGAUAGCUUUCCUUAUCAGGCCUUUCCUUAAGGAGUGGGCCUCAGAGGACAUCAUCGCGUCGGCCAUUAAUUACCAGUACUUUAGCCGUAAUUUCAGUCGUACGGCCACUAAUACACAGUUUGCUAACGCAUUGCAAAAUACCCGCAAUAAUGGACCCCUGAAUGCUAUUAGGAAUAACCUACCUUACCAAAAUACAGGGUUAAAUAGUUACCAGAAUAAUUAUCAGAAUGGCGGAAUUGAGUACCAGAAUGAUAAGACUUUGGUUGAGCUUUUGGGAGACUUUCUAUACAUCGCGCCGUCCGACUACGUGGCGCGCCUACACUCCCAGGGAGGCGGUAAGGUCUGGCUGUAUGCCUUUGAAUACGAGGGCACUCGUAGUUUCGGACCCAUACAGAAAAACGCACAGCACAUCUCCAAACAAACUUACGGUGUGUCCCAUAUGGACGACCUAUUCUACGCCUGGAUCACCGAAUACAUACGCGACAGCCCGGCCGCCGAGAGAUCCCUGUCCAACACAUACGCCAAACAAUUCUACGUAUUCACCCGAUUGGGACAAAUACCAUCCGGGUAUAUGAGU
Oppiella nova is the source of this 1479-nucleotide messenger RNA. The record is from the annotation of a GenBank genome assembly. NCBI's taxonomy places the organism in Eukaryota, Metazoa, Arthropoda, Arachnida, Sarcoptiformes, Oppiidae.